AGAGAAGACAANUCAUCUAUUCUUUCACUUGGCAGGGAUCGCGAAAGAGAUAGGGGGGACAGAGGAGAUCGUGACCGAGACCGCGAGCGUGAGCGUUACAGGGAACGUGACCGUGAUAAAGAUCGUGAACGUUACAGGGAACGUGACAGAGAUCGUGACCGCGACCGUGACCGCGAAAAGGAACGUCGGAAACACAGAAGUAGAUCACGCGAAAAAGACCGUGAUCGUGAUCGCGACCGUGACAGGGAUAGGGAGAGGCGGCGUGAUCGUGACCGUGACCGUGACAAAGAUCGUGGUGAUCGCGGGGAACGUGACCGAGAAAGGGAGCGUGACAAAGAGCGUGAUCGCGAUCGUGACCGUGAUCGUGAAGGAGAAAGAAUCAAGGAAGAGCCAAAUGGUGAAUACCCACAGUACGACAACGAGAGCCAAAUGGACAACAACAAUAUGGAGAUGGUGGACUGAGAUUUUACUGAAGGACAACCUCUGGAAUGACCUUUCUCUUUUACGCACAGGAACCUUCUCAAGAAACAAAGCUUGAACACCUGCACUUAACGUUCUUAGCUAGAAAAUUCCGUUGUCGAUUCGUUGUGUAACAGGAAAUCUCUGUUUCUCUAUGAGCAUUGUGUGACUACUCAAAUGACGGUGACAAAAGAGGCUAACAGUUAGGUGGUCACGCAAUCUUCAUGCCUGCGACUUAAAAAGGCUAGUUCACUUUUAAAAGCAAAAUUUGUGUAAACGGCUGGAAAUUCGAGAUUAAAAAAAAAAUCCUUAAAAUAGUUUUAGUGCUGUGGAAGUGAAUAAGUUUACCCAUUCAUCGGCUCUUAUGUCGCAGGCUGAAGUUUGUUUUUUAGAAUGUAAUGUAAGUAUCUUUUCUCUCUCUUUCGUUUGGGCAAAAUUGUCGCUGUUUAUGAUGAAUAGCCCGACUGUCAUUCCGGUGAAUAGUUAUCAUUAGAGACAAUUUCAAACAACAUGCAUCAUUUAAUACUGCAUCUUCGUACUCGAAUUUUACAGUCGCAUAAUUACUCGGUAGUUAAUCUUAUUUUAUAUUUUAGUUCAUAAAUGGCUAGUUCUCUUUUUACAAUACUGGAAUGUAAUUGCCGAGUUUAAAUAAAUACGAAAGAACUGUUGACUCCA
Messenger RNA from Orbicella faveolata, 1134 nucleotides. RefSeq names its product U1 small nuclear ribonucleoprotein 70 kDa-like. Gene Ontology annotation, cellular component: U1 snRNP; precatalytic spliceosome; U2-type prespliceosome. Gene Ontology annotation, molecular function: mRNA binding; U1 snRNA binding. The record is from RefSeq and is a predicted model, not a curated record. Gene Ontology annotation, biological process: mRNA splicing, via spliceosome. NCBI's taxonomy places the organism in Eukaryota, Metazoa, Cnidaria, Anthozoa, Scleractinia, Merulinidae.